This is a messenger RNA of Schistosoma intercalatum, 468 nucleotides long. The record is from the annotation of a GenBank genome assembly. NCBI's taxonomy places the organism in Eukaryota, Metazoa, Platyhelminthes, Trematoda, Strigeidida, Schistosomatidae.
AUGGAAAAACGCGAACUUUUGCGUGAGGCUACUAGACGUCCUUUAGAUGAUGCAGCUAAAGAGAGGAGACAGAGAAAAACUCUUAGCUUGUUGGAACAAGAUAAUCACAUUGAAGAACCCCACUCAGAUGUGAAGGGAACGAAGAGACCACAAUUUGGAGAUGAGGAUGAAGAUAUUUCAGCCAACAAUAAGCGCCGAAAAAAGAAACGCAUAUCGAAUAUUCGUGCACGCUGUAGGAAAACGUUUGAGAUUUUACUGGAUGAAGAAUAUCAAGCAACGAAAGGAGGAACUACUGGUACAUCAGGAAGAAGAAUCUUUCUGUUAUAUGGUCGACCGAGAAAUAGUAACCUCCCGAACACCAUUAACUAUGCUUAUUUACUUCAUUUUGCCCAGAUCGACAGAAUUCGAUCGUCACUAAGUUCUAGAAGAGCAUGGUAUUGGUUACUACUCAGCGGUCAUUCAUUGUAA